Messenger RNA from Thamnophis elegans (Western terrestrial garter snake), 2288 nucleotides. RefSeq names its product glutathione S-transferase 2-like. Bases 872 to 1582 code for a protein of 236 amino acids. Lineage: Eukaryota; Metazoa; Chordata; Lepidosauria; Squamata; Natricidae. Gene Ontology annotation, molecular function: glutathione transferase activity. Gene Ontology annotation, biological process: glutathione metabolic process. The record is from RefSeq and is a predicted model, not a curated record. The transcript has 9 exons.
UCAUCAUAUUUAUCAUGAGACAAUAACAUGGCUCUCCCCACCCCUGAAUUCGUUCCGAGAUCCUGCUGGACAGGAUGCACAAUGGUAUUUCAAAACAGCAUAGGUGAAAUUCCACCUGGGUUUAUCUUUUUUGUAAAAUAACUAUUCUCCUUCAGCAGAAGGACUGCUGUGUAAAUAGGUCAUUGCUUAUGGGCACUUCAUAUCAUCUGUAGCCUUUUCUGUUAUGCAUGCUGGGUAUAUUUUGCAUUAAUCUACAGACAGGAUGAAUAAUGAGCACAUCUGACAUAUUGGAAUCCCACCAUGCUUCAAGUGUUUUCCUUGUGCAAAUUAAAUCACUGCUAGUCCUCUCUUGUAGUGGUGAUGGGGGAUGGUUAAAAAAAAUCAAAACUAAACUGCAUUCACGCAGUCUCUCCCUCCCUCCCCCGUUUCUUUCGUUUGCAGCUCCAGUUGGGUUUUUUUUUAAUAGGAAUAAUUGAUGAUCAGGAUAAACCCAAAGCUCAAAAUUUCGGAAACGAACCGUUAAGGCAUCGAGACGCGUCUCUUUAAUCUGGGGGGUGGAUCUCCUUUGGCUCAAACGAACUGCGUCCGUCACCUGAAGAAACGGAUUUGUUUGAAGCUGAUUGAUGGUUCGGAUGCGAAAUCGGGUUUGGCGAAUAAGGGCGGGGAGGGGGACUGGCAAUCCGACACCUGGUCGUCCGCACCUCGGGGAAGGCUUUUCCCAUCAGCACUUUUGCCUGUGUGGUGGGAGUCGCCACCUCCUCCCCUCAUUGGGCUAUCCUUCCGCUGAAGUAUAAAAGCAGCUCUCGUGAUCUGCCGGUCUGCUUGCGACGGGAGGCAGAGCCGAGCACGUCAGACAGCACCAGCGGAGAAGAUGGAAGCCACGCUGGGCUACUGGGAUAUCCGAGGGUUGGCUCACUGCAUUCGACUGCUCUUAGAGUAUACCAAGACCCCCUAUAAAGAGAAACAUUAUGUUGGUGGAAAAGUGAAAAACAAUGAACUGAAAUCAGAACAAGUUGGAAAGAUUGGCAUUGUUUCUAAUAUGGAAGAGUCUGAAUGGACGAGUGUGAAGGAGAAGCUGGGCUUGGACUUCCCAAAUCUCCCCUACCUUAUUGAUGGUGACAGAAAGAUUUCCCAAAGCAACGCCAUCCUGCGAUACAUUGCACGCAAGCACAAGAUGUGUGGUGAAACUGAAGACGAAACAAUCAGUAUGGACAUACUGGAGAACCACCUCAUGGAUUUCCGUGUGAGCUUUGCACACUUGUGUUACAGUCCGGAUUUUGAAAAACUAAAGCCUGGCUAUUUGGAAUCACUACCUGGGAAACUCAAGCUGUUCUCUCAAUUUCUGGGGGACAGGCAGUGGUUUAUAGGAAGAAAGCUCACCUACAUAGAUUUCAUUGCUUAUGAUGCGUUAGAUGUACAUCAAAUGCUGGACCCAAACUGCUUGGAUCAGUUCCCAAAUCUGAAGGAGUUCCUACAUCGCUUUGAGGCCUUGGAGAUGAUUGCUCCCUACCUGAAAUCAAAUCGCUGCAUCAGAAGUCCAAUCUUUUGGAGUUGUGCCACGUGGGGUGGCAACAAAAUCUAGAAGAGACCACAAGUUUCAGGAGAGGAACAACUGGAACUGCCAUAUGAAAGAGGGAUCUUCAUUAGUCCUCCAUAUUUCCAAACUUGAUUAUGGCAUGCAUUCACCUAAUAAAGAAUAUAAGAAACUGGAAAAAAACCCGAGUCUGUUUCUUAAUCCCUCUUUGGCCUGUUUCCCCACUUUAAAUUUGGGCUCCAAUGUUGCAGCAAAGGAGGUUACUUUUUAUAGAUCCUAAAUGGUGCUUAGGUAACAAACUAUGUUACCCCAUGUCUUUUUCCUGAGAACUCUGCUUCUUUCAAUAGGGGAAAGGCAGAUUAAGUUCAUGAGGAGCAUUUUCAAUCAGAAUAGAGCUGGAAGGUACCUUGGAGGUCAUCUAGUCCAACCCCCUGCUCAAGUAGGAGACCCUAUACCAGUGAUGGCGAACCUUUUCGGCCAUCAGUGCUAAAAAGGUUGCACAGAGACAUCACAUGUACACGUGAGUGCUCAUUGGGGCCGCGCUCCGGAAAAGCCAAACUUCCAGGUUCUAGCGCACAUGCGCACCCGGCAAUCAGUUGGCUGGCAUGCAUGCACAGACCAAUUUUUUUAGCACUGCCACACACAUGAAGGGAUCGUGCUCCAGAAAAACUGAACUUCUGGCAUGCGCAUCAGACAAUCAGCUGGCUGGCACACAUGCGCACACAGGUUUUCAGCACUGCCGUGCACGAGGACA